AUGGCCACAGCCGCUGCGGCCUCCGCCUCCUCCUCGCUCCUCGCGCCGGCCGCCAGCACGGCGCCGGCCGCGCCCAACGCGCUGCUGUUCCCCUCCUCCGUGCCCUCGCUGCGCGCCUACCCGCGGCUGCUCCUCGCGUUCCGCCGCCCCGCGGCCGCCGCCGUCGCCGACCCGCAGGGGGCCGUGCUCGAGGAGGAGGAGGUCGACGCCGACCAGCGCGGCCGGUACGACGACGACGAGGACGACGGGUACGAGGGCGGCCGCGGCCCCGCGUUCACGCCCCCCACGCGGCCGCGCACCGGCAAGGCCGCGCUGCCGCUCAAGCGCGACCGCACGAGGUCGAAGAGGUUCCUCGAGAUUCAGAAGCUGAGGGAGAGCAAGAAGGAGUACGACGUGCCCACCGCCAUCUCGCUGAUGAAGCAGAUGGCCAGCGCGAAAUUUAAAGAGUCGGCGGAGGCGCACUUCCGCAUGAACCUCGACCCCAAGUACAACGAUCAGCAGCUCCGCGCCACGGUGAAUUUGCCCAAGGGAACAGGCCAGUCGGUGAAGAUUGCGGUCCUCACACAAGGUGAGAAGAUAGAUGAAGCUAGAGCUGCAGGAGCUGAUAUAGUUGGUGGAGAUGACUUGAUUGAACAAAUAAAAGGAGGAUUUAUGGAGUUUGACAAAUUGAUUGCAUCACCUGAUAUGAUGCCUAAGGUUGCCGGCUUGGGUAAGAUUCUAGGACCAAGAGGACUGAUGCCUAACCCAAAAGCUGGCACUGUUUCUCCAAACAUUACUCAGGCUAUCGAAGAGUUCAAGAAGGGGAAAGUCGAAUACAGAGUUGACAAAACAGGAAUUGUCCAUAUUCCGUUCGGCAAGGUUGAUUUUCCUGAAGAAGAUCUUAUCGCUAACUUCAUGGCUGUUGUGCGCUCUGUUGAGAGGAACAAGCCAUCUGGUGCUAAGGGGAUAUACUGGAAAACAGCAUACUUGUGCUCAUCCAUGGGACCUUCAAUCAAGCUAAACAUAAAAGAAAUGCUUGACUAUGGCUCAGAAUCAUCUUAGAUGUCACCACACGGACCAGUUAAGUCAUCUGGCAUUUGGGACCACCUCCACAGUUUUAACCAUCCGUCCCUGCUACAGAUGAGCACAGAAACAAUGGUUGGGGGGGUAUGAUGGCAGGGAGGUGGUUAGGUACAGUUUUCUUCAGUUUAGCGGGCACCCAUCAUCAGAGCAGUUAAACUAUGCCCAGAUUGACAAAGAGGUGAUCUCGUUGAUCAUGUAUUUAUGAGCAAAUCAUGCUUGGAUUCAUAGAUGCCUUUCUCUGAGAUGUUUGUUGUAAUCUUCAAUAUUUUGUCAAUAGUUGUCCUUUUUUUGAGAUUACCAAUA
Messenger RNA from Panicum hallii, 1365 nucleotides. Its product is annotated as 50S ribosomal protein L1, chloroplastic. NCBI's taxonomy places the organism in Eukaryota, Viridiplantae, Streptophyta, Magnoliopsida, Poales, Poaceae. Gene Ontology annotation, molecular function: structural constituent of ribosome; RNA binding. The coding region runs from base 1 to 1041 and encodes 346 amino acids. Gene Ontology annotation, biological process: translation. The transcript is spliced from 7 exons. The record is from RefSeq and is a predicted model, not a curated record. Gene Ontology annotation, cellular component: large ribosomal subunit.